AUGGCUCAUGGCUUCCUUCUCUUCCUCUUAUUCUCUUACACUAUAUCUGCAAAUAUUCAUGCCUACAAACAAACUGAACAUACCUCCCUCCUGUCCUUUGCUUCCACUCUAUCUUCCCCUCCUCUAAAUUGGACAUCCAUUGAUUACUGUCGUUGGAAGGGCAUCAUUUGUAAUCAAGAUGGUUGGGUCACCCAUUUGCUCUUGCCUUUCAAAGGGAUCAAAGGAGGUAUUUCUGCUUCACUUGGAAAUCUCACACAUCUCACCCACUUGAACCUUUCCCACAAUUUACUAUAUGGUUCACUUAAAGCUCAGUUCUUCUUGUCUUUGAAUCGACUCGAGUUCCUUGAUUUGAGCUAUAAUCUUCUUUCUGGAGAGCUACCAUUUUCUCUAUCAUCCAGCAAUAUCCGGAUAGUCGAUUUGUCCAGCAAUCACUUUCAUGGUGCAAUUCCAUCUUCAUUCUUCCAACGAGCAAGCAACUUGACUAGUUUCAAUGUCAGCAACAAUACCUUCACGGGUGGCAACCUUGCUUUUGGGCUAGGGGGGUGUUCCGAACUUAAGGUUUUUCGUGCUGGUCACAAUAACCUCUCAGGAUUACUUCCAGAAGAUAUCUAUAAUGCUACCAAACUUGAAGAAAUUGCAAUACCUCUCAAUUCACUACGUGGAUCCAUUAGUGAUAAAAUUAUCAACCUCACCAACCUUGCAAUCCUUGACUUCUACAUUAAUCAAUUGAGCGGUAGGCUUCCUUUCAAUUUGGGGAAGCUCUCCAAGCUGAAGUUUGUGAACCUUGAUUUCAACUAUUUAGAAGGUGCUUUGCCCCCAUCUUUGAUGAAUUGCACAAACCUCGUAGAACUUCAUUUGGGAUUCAACAACUUGGAAGGAGAUAUCUCCAUGCUUAAUUUCUCCAUACUUAGUCAACUUACAAAACUUGACUUAAGGGGGAAUAACUUCACUGGUACGUUGCCAGUAAGUCUUUACUCAUGUAGGUCCCUGAAAGCCAUUGGAUUGACUGGAAAUCAUCUAGAAGGACAAAUACAAGCGGAGAUUCUUUCAUUGAAAUCCUUGUCUUUCCUCUCUCUUGGUUACAACCAAUUCACCAACCUCACAGGGGCAAUGAAGAUAUUAAUGAGUAGCAAAAGUCUUCACAUACUCUUUCUUACUGGUUCCUUUGUAGGUGAGGAAAUGCCAUCUGAUGAUGACAUGGUUGAUUUUGAUGGAUUCCAAAAUCUUUGGUUGUUGAGUUUGGCCUAUUGUAAUCUCACUGGUCAAAUACCUCUGUGGUUAUCAAAGCUAAAAAAUCUAGAGCUCUUGAGUCUAAAUGUUAAUCAAAUCACAGGGCGAAUUCCAAGUUGGCUAGGAACUCUUCCUAGACUAUUUUAUAUCAACUUGUCACACAAUCGAAUUUCAGGUGAAUUUCCAAAGAAACUUUGUAGACUACCAAGUUUGAUUUCAAAACCUAUUGCAUCUGAAGUAGACCAAUAUGAAUUUGAAUUACCUCUCAUCACAAUCUCAGAUAGAAAAACUUAUCCACCGCACAGAUUGUCUUACUUUCCAGCGUUGAUAGACCUAUCUGACAAUAACAUUGAUGGAGAGAUACCUACUGAGAUCCACCAAUUGCAGCUUCUUCGCAGAUUGUAUCUUAACUCCAACAAUUUCGUCGGUGUCAUUCCAGACCAAAUAUCUAACCUAAAAGAAUUAGAGGUUUUGAACCUCUCCAUGAAUCAUUUGUCUGGAAAAAUCACAUCGUCUUUGCUGAGACUUAAUUUUUUGAGAAGCCUUGAUGUCUCAUACAAUAAUCUCCAAGGACCAAUACCAACAAGCACUCAGAUCCAAAGCUUCAACGCUUCUUCCUUUGAGGGGAAUCCAAAACUUUGUGGUGACCCGCUUCCAAAGAAGUGCGGACCAAAUAAGGGCAUUGAUGAAGAUAACAAGAACAAAGACGUGGACAAUGGGCUUCAUCAACUUCCAUGGUUUUAUAUCUUCGCUGCAUUGGGGUUCAUAGUGGGAUUUUGGGGAGUCUGUGGUUCUUUAGUUAUUAACAAGACAUGGAGAUAUGCAUAUUUUCGAUUCAUCGAUAAUGUACAAGAUAGGUUGUAUGUGAUGGUAACAAUGCGCAUCAACACGAUCAAGAGAAGUCUUAGAGGCUAG
Messenger RNA from Prunus armeniaca (apricot), 2145 nucleotides. Lineage: Eukaryota; Viridiplantae; Streptophyta; Magnoliopsida; Rosales; Rosaceae. The record is from the annotation of a GenBank genome assembly.